UGCGGUCUCCAGAGCUUGGCCCGUCCGAACCCGCCCCGUUGACACCGUACCUCUCCGCAGGAUUGCAUCCAUUCCAGCCCGAACCCGAGAAGAAAUGAAAAGACCCGGCAGCUUCAAGUGCUCUCCGAGUUCCUUCUCUUUUCUACAGGGUUGUAGGCGUUGUAUUUACAUUGCAGUGUGGAAAAUCGAUCGAUGAAAGGAGAAGAAGAGAAGAGAAUAUGAGGAGAGGUUUUCGACUUCCCAUUUUGCCCCUAGAUAAUGCCCCUCUCCUCUCCCAAGCUAGGCUUCUCUGCACUACCCCCACCAGCAACACCAGCAACAACAGCAAGGCAGCAGCAGCAGCAGCACACCAGGAAGCUUAUCGACAGCUCCAGAAUCUCGAUUUCAUGACUGCCGCUAAAAUGCUCUUCACUCCCCCUCCCCAAAAGAAGAAAUUUGGGAUCGAUUUCCAUCUGGUACAGCUCUUCUUUGCCUGCAUGCCUUCAUUGGCUGUAUAUUUGGUGGCGCAGUAUGCUCGCUAUGAAAUCAGAAGAAUGGAGGCGGAAGAAGAGAUGAAGAAAAAGAAAGCCGAAGAAGAAGAGAAAGCGAAAGAGGUGGAUUCGAAUGUUGCGGAUGAAGAAAAGUCUGGUUUGGAGCUGUCCAAGGUAAAGGUCAGACUAGAUGCACUAGAGGAAACUGUGAAGGAAAUUGCGGACGAAACAAAGAAGCUAUAUGCCAUCAGCACAUCCAAAGACCAAGGAGGUGGCAUGAAAGAGCAGUCCACACCGACCGAUGCAAGCUUGCCAAGCAAAUCGGAAGGUAGCAGUUCCGCAGCGGAGGACCAAAACAGCAAAUCAAAAGCUGGUGAGUCAGCUCGUGAUUCGAACUCUGAAAAGGUGAGUGGAUCCUAUGCUGAUACUACUAGCUUGUCAUCACAGGACAAAAACAAACAUGGUGGAAAGAAUUGAAAUGAAGAAUACAUGCAUCUUUUCCAGCUUUGCAGAGGGUGGUGGCAUUUUGAAUGGGUAUGUGAGUCCCAUGGAGGACAUGAUUGGAUGAACCUGGCCCAUCAUUCAGUGAUCUAGACCAUUGGUCUUUUGGGAUGGCCCGUGCCUGAAAGAAUGCCCUUGAUGGGAGAAUACCAACCUUUCAAUUUUCAGCCUUCAUGGAUGGUCAAGGAGAGAAUAGAGCAACAGUUUGCAUUCAGCUUGAAAAGGGCUCAAGUUUGAUGGUUAGGAUCUUCUGAUGUGGUGGACUUUUCAGACAUGGUCUAUCUACAGUAUGGACUGACAGAACCAAUGGUUCCUAGAUACCUAAACUGAAAUCUCGAGUAUGCUUUGCAUAUCAUCGCCCAAAUGAUAAUAUAUACUUAUUCAUAUUUCGGUUCUUGAAAUCUGAUACAUGCUUAUUAAUUUAUUUAUUUUCCCCAAAAGUUUUCUG
Molecule: messenger RNA, 1419 nt
Organism: Magnolia sinica
Lineage: Eukaryota; Viridiplantae; Streptophyta; Magnoliopsida; Magnoliales; Magnoliaceae
Exons: 4
Coding region: 219-947 (242 amino acids)
Source: RefSeq, a predicted model, not a curated record